This is a messenger RNA of Brassica oleracea var. oleracea, 2562 nucleotides long. Its product is annotated as squamosa promoter-binding-like protein 10. Gene Ontology annotation, molecular function: DNA binding. The record is from RefSeq and is a predicted model, not a curated record. Gene Ontology annotation, cellular component: nucleus. Bases 1309 to 2331 code for a protein of 340 amino acids. The transcript is spliced from 5 exons. Lineage: Eukaryota; Viridiplantae; Streptophyta; Magnoliopsida; Brassicales; Brassicaceae.
AAGUGUUGUGAGUGUUUUCCACAACUUAUUUUUUUUUCUACAUUCAUUUUAGUUUACCAAUCAUGCUUUAAGAAAAAAGAUUUAAAACGACAGCCAUAAAAACUAAAAUAGGAAACAAAAUAGCUUUGAAAUUCAAUUUUUCUAGAGCUUUAUAUUUAGUGCUCUGGAAAUAAUUAAUCUACAGUUACGGUAAUAAAAUCUACAACUAUUAUUCUAAAGCGAGAAAAUAAAAAGCACAAUACUUACCAAUCAUCCUCUAUAUUUGUGACAUAAAUUUUUUUAGUGUAAUCCUAAGUAUUUCCCCGGAAGUAAUCCAGUAUUACCAGACAAUUAUACACCAAUCCAAAACCGAAAGCAAAAAGUAAACUAAAAACACACAAAUAAUAAAAAAAGCAAAGCAAAACAGUAACAGUGAGAAUAAUAAAUGAAAAAAUAAUAAUGAAGGAGCAUGAGGAAGAAGAAAGUUAUCGGGAGUCCCCUGAACCAGCUCAUUCCGUUCCCCCGAGGCGAUUACACUGUCGCUGUUAGUCAAAACGCUUCUUCUCCGAUCGGCGACCUCCGACGAUUUCUUCGGCGGUCUCUUACUGUCUGUUUUCUACUUCAGGUUUGUCUUCUCUUACUCUUACUCUCCCCCUCCAUAUCCUUUUUUUCUGUUGAGAUUUGGGGUUUUCAUAUUUUACAACUAAAGCUUUAUGCUUCUGCCCGGAGAGAGCGAUCGAUUCGGAGUUCAAUUAGUGAAAAUCAUCAUAGAGUUUCUGACUAGUCUAAUUGGAUUGUAGGCAUCGGUAACUUUCUCUCCCUUCGUUCGUUGGCUUUUGGGGACCAUUUGGAAAACCCUAGCUAAAAGGGAGAGGGGGACAGUGAUUGGGGAUCAAAAACCUAACUUGUUGUCAAAUCUUUUAUUAGCUCUUGCAGGAUAGUUCCUCAUCAUGACUGAGAUUGUUGCCGUUUUUUCAUUGACAUCAUUUAUAUGACGUAUAUAGCCUUUGGGGUUUUAGUUAGGAACCUUCUGAAAAGUAUAAUUGAAGAAUGUGGUUAGGUAAAAAAUUUACAUUUUGUGUGUUUCUUGACAAGUUGCUGAUGGAAACAGACGAGAAAAGGUUAGAAAAAGGAAUACACUUUCUCUUGCCUCUUUUGUUUGUCUGGGUCUGAAACAUAGAAAGCUCUUUCUCUUUCGCUGACGUUAACUGAUAAAUAGUUGAUUAGCUGUGUGUGGUUCUUGAGAUUUUGAAGGGCAUUGUCUAUUAAGGAUUUGUUGCUCUGGCUUUAGUGGUGUGUGGGUCUAUAUGAAAACAACCCACAUCUUCAAUGGACUGCAACAUGGCAUCUCCUACGUGGGACUGGGAUCAUUUGAUCAUGUCCAAUCCCUCAGAGACUGAAGGCGAAGGAAUUGAAUCUAUGUUUCCCUGUUUCGAUGGCCUCGAGAAAGUCAGUAGCGGCUCUCCCUCCGGUUUCUGGCACUCGCAGUCGACCUCAACCAACUCUUCCUCUCCCAAAGUCAAGCAAACCAACCUUGCGUCGGAAAGUUCCCCUGGCGAUUCUUGCAGCAACGUGGAUUCUGUCUAUGUGAAGGCUUCCACAGCUGCUGAAUCUGAUCUUUGUUUGGAGCUAGGAAAGCAGACAUACUCUGAAGAAUUUUGGUGUAGCGACAAUAAUGACCUUUCAGCCGUUUCUAUGAAUGCUCGUAAGAAACAGAGCAUGCAAGUCCCGCGUUGCCAAAUUGAUGGAUGUGAGCUGGAUCUCUCAUCUGCUAAGGAUUAUCAUCGCAAGCAUAGAGUCUGCGAUAACCAUUCAAAGUCCCCGAAAGUUACUGUGGGUGGCUUGGAACGUCGGUUCUGCCAACAGUGUAGCAGGUUGCAUGCCGUCUCUGAAUUUGAUGAGAAGAAACGAAGCUGCCGCAAACGUCUUACGCAUCAUAACGCGAGGCGUCGCAAGCUGCCAGGAAUGUUUCCAUUGAAUCCAGAGAGGGUUUGCAAUCGAAGACAGCAUACAAAUAUGUUGUGGGAUGAGUUGUCUCUAAACACGAAAUCUGAAGAAACGUUUACACAGAUAGAAAGCGGCUUUACUUUGAGCUUCCAGAGGGGCCAUGGCCGCCCUGAUGAGCAGGUGGUUGCUGGUAGCAGCCGCUCUCUCUCUCCGUAUCAAACCUCUGGCGGGUUCCAACUUCCCAGCAAAGGUGUAGGAGAAUACUCAGGAGGUCUCAAUGAAUCGCAAGAUUUCUACAGUGCUCUCUCUCUUCUGUCAACGUCUUCGGAUUCACGUGGGACCAAACACAAUCCCAUGGUCGAGUCACAGCCAAUACAUGGCACUUUCCCUACUCAUUUUAUGUAAAUGCGUAAGGAAUGCGUAAGUCACUCCUCCAUGAGAAAGUCAGGUUGCAUCCAGUGGAGUUUCUUUUCAAAUAAAAAUAAGAAUGUGUAACGUUCAUUGUUCAAGCUUAAACCCUGUACACUGUUAACUCCGGUUCCCUCUACAUUUCCAAACUUAUUUAAGUCAACUUCUUCUUGGAUUCUGUUGUAUGUCAACUUCGGUUAUUUGAUCAGACAUGUCUAGUGUUUUAUA